Molecule: messenger RNA, 543 nt
Organism: Colletes gigas
Lineage: Eukaryota; Metazoa; Arthropoda; Insecta; Hymenoptera; Colletidae
Exons: 1
Coding region: 1-543 (180 amino acids)
Molecular function (GO): nucleic acid binding
Source: RefSeq, a predicted model, not a curated record
AUGGCGACCGUCAAAAAUUGGUUUAACGAGUUUCAACGUGGUCGCACGUCAGUUUUUGAUGAUCCACGUCCAGGUGCCCCGAAAACGGCUACCACGGAGGAUAACGUGAAAAAAAUUCACGAUCUCGUAUUGGCAGACCGCCGAUUGAAGGUGCGCGAGAUAGCUGAGACAGUAGGCAUCUCAAAAGACUGCGUGGGUCAUAUCCUGCAUGAAAUAUUGGGCAUGAGAAAGCUGUCGGCGCGAUGGGUGCCGCGUUUGCUUACUCCGGACAACAAGCGCAACCGUGAGACCACUUCAGAGCAGUGUUUGAUGCUGUUUAGGCGCAAUCCGAAGGAGUUUCUGCGUCGUUUCGUGACCGUCGAUGAAACAUGGAUCCACUGGUACACACCAGAGACCAAGGAACAGUCGAAACAGUGGACUUCACCCGGCGAAUGUGCUCCGAAGAAGGCGAAGACUGUCCUAUCGGCCGGAAAGGUGAUGGCCACCGUUUCUUGGAAUUCAAAAGGUGUGAUCUACAUCGGCUACCUGGACAAGGGCAAAUGA